AUGGACAUUGAAAAGUGCACAGGUUGGGCGCGUGAUGAUGUGCUAGAGAAUUGCACGCAGCUUAAAAAGAGAUUGAUAAAGCUGUUAGAGAAGGAGAAAGAAGUAGUGCUGUUGCAGCGGCAACUGGAGAUGGCACGAAGGGAACUGGACCUGAUAAGGUCGCAGAAGAACGAGCCCAAUAAAGGCGGCACGAAGGACGGGCUACCAGGCUGGGCGAGACAAGCAGCCAAGAUCGAGAAGAUUGACUGCGAGCGAAUACAGGCGAUUCUCAGGGAGGACGCCGAGGAGGCCCGUGAGGCGUUGAGCCGGCGUAGUGAGGCAUCAGUUGGAGCCGUUGAAGAUGCCGAGAACGAUGAGGGCACCUGGAAGACCGGUGCCAGGACAGUCGAGCAGCGGAAGACCGCCACUGAGAGAUGGAAGGAUUUCUAA
Cooperia oncophora is the source of this 429-nucleotide messenger RNA. The record is from the annotation of a GenBank genome assembly. NCBI's taxonomy places the organism in Eukaryota, Metazoa, Nematoda, Chromadorea, Rhabditida, Trichostrongylidae.